Vicia villosa (hairy vetch) is the source of this 633-nucleotide messenger RNA. RefSeq lists its product as uncharacterized. Bases 1 to 633 code for a protein of 210 amino acids. NCBI's taxonomy places the organism in Eukaryota, Viridiplantae, Streptophyta, Magnoliopsida, Fabales, Fabaceae. The transcript has a single exon. The record is from RefSeq and is a predicted model, not a curated record.
AUGCUUAUUCAAAAGUCUAGAUUAAAGUGGUUGAAUGAUGGAGACUCUAAUAGUAAAUUCUUUCAUAGAUUCAUGAAGGAGAGGAGGAGAAGAAUCCAUAUUAGCUCUAUAAUUACUAGUAGUGGACUUGUGAAUUCGGUAAUGGAGGUGAAGGAAGUGGUGAAAGUGCAUUUUGAAGAUAAUUUCAAGGAGGGUUGUUUCGAUAGACCAUCAUUGGAUGGUAUUUUUAUUAAUUCUUUGAGUAGGGAGGAUGGUUUAUCUCUUGAGGUUUCUUUCUUGGAGGAAGAGAUAAAAGAAACGGUGUGGAGUUAUGACGGUUCGAAAAGUACGGGUCCAGAUGGUAUUUCUCUUCUCUUUAUUAAGAAUUGUUGGUUCUUUUUAAAAGAAUAUGUCUUCUUGUGUUUCAACGCUUUCUUUUCUGGGGCGGUCUUGUCUAAAUCUAUUACAUCAUCGUUUCUUAUUCUUAUUCCGAAGAAUUCUAAUCCGAUAGGUCUUGAUGAGUAUCAUCAUAUUUGUUUAAUGGGAUGCAUUUACAAGAUCAUCUGUAAAUUAUUGUCUAGUAGGAUCAAAAAGGUUCUUUCUCCGAUAAUUUCUUAUUGUCAAAGCGCCUUCGUCCCGGGCGUAGACAAAUGA